UGAAGAUUGCGCGCUGCAUCUGGCUCAUAGCCAAUGCUAAUAGAAAGGUCAAUACCAUCAUCGAUGGAAAAUGCUCAAAGCUCUGCUAUCAAAACCGGCCAAAGUCCAAACCUGCACACAUGAGCAUGAGUCCAUGACCCACCUGGAGCCCUGCACAAGGCGCGCCCUUGACGGGGAAGAGUCACCCGCCGGAUCGGAGCCUCCCAUGCGGAUUGAAUAUAAUCCAGGACCACCUCCUCCAUCACUAUCACUCACCACUAAAGCCCAUUUUUGUACGUCGACUCUUUGCAAAUCGGCCGGCGGCCUGGGGUCAGAUCGUCCGCACAAGAGCAUCUCAUCCUCACCAGUUGGGCCAGCGACACGCUUCAACGCCAGCCAUGGCCACGACACAAACAUUCAGCAUACGUCCGGGUUGUCGCGCGGACCUGCCUCACGCGGUCGAGGUCUUCCUUUCAGCUUUUCGCAAGGAUGAUCUUUUCGACAUUCUCUUCCCGAACCGCCACACGCACCCCCACGUCAUUCGGGCCCAGAUCUCUCGACUCUAUGCGUCUCGUUACUGGUCUCUGAACUAUGAUCUGCGCGUGGUCGCAGGCAACGACGAUGGCCGAAUCGUGGGGCUCACCUGGUGGAAGAGGCCAAAGGCAGCCAUGUCAUUUUGGGAGCGUUGGGUGUCACCUUAUGCUUGGAUUGCCCCCUUGAUCUCGACGUGGUUCUCUAUCAGGGACUGGCUGUUUCCUAUCAAGGACCUGGACAAGUAUGCCGGUGACACAUUUGUUCGCGCCUUUGCAACGGUCGAGCCUGCUCUGAUCAACACCCCACGGCGCGAGAAAGCGUGGUACCUCUCAACGCUGGCUGUUGACCCAACUGUGCAAAGCAAGGGACUAGGCACCAUGCUGCUGCGAGACGGGCUCGAGAGGGUAGACCAAGAGGGAAAUGCUGCAUGGCUGAUUGCUCUGGAGACGGUUGAGGAAUACUACAAGAAGCAUGGCUUCCGAGAGGUUGGCAGGGCGAACGUCGGCGAGUUGCAGGACUGGACCGGUGGCGCUAUUAUGUUUAGAAACGAUGAAUGAGCACAGGAUAGCACGUUACGAAGGCGACAAGCUAGUCUCGAAUCAUCACGUUCUCUUCAACGGUCCUUGGUAUAAGGCGUACCUGGGGCCGACUGAUCGUCUAUCACGGAGACCUAAA
Messenger RNA from Emericellopsis atlantica, 1188 nucleotides. Its product is annotated as acyl-CoA N-acyltransferase. Gene Ontology annotation, molecular function: acyltransferase activity, transferring groups other than amino-acyl groups. NCBI's taxonomy places the organism in Eukaryota, Fungi, Ascomycota, Sordariomycetes, Hypocreales, Bionectriaceae. The transcript is spliced from 2 exons. Bases 378 to 1070 code for a protein of 230 amino acids. The record is from RefSeq and is a predicted model, not a curated record.